Messenger RNA from Thunnus maccoyii (southern bluefin tuna), 2120 nucleotides. RefSeq lists its product as uncharacterized. The coding region runs from base 367 to 1500 and encodes 377 amino acids. The record is from RefSeq and is a predicted model, not a curated record. The transcript is spliced from 12 exons. Gene Ontology annotation, molecular function: zinc ion binding. NCBI's taxonomy places the organism in Eukaryota, Metazoa, Chordata, Actinopteri, Scombriformes, Scombridae.
UCUGUAGGGGGUCUUGAAUAUUCUCAAAUUUAACUAGAAAACCUCCUCAGCAGUGUUAAGGUGCUGCCAUUGAUCCAUCCACAUAUCCCUGCUGUAACCAAUCAGCGAAUUAACUGUAUGAGAACACAGUCAUUUAAAUAAAUGUCAAAUUACAAAAUACGGGCUAAUAUACCUUGACGAAACUUCCCACAUUAGUGGCCAGUAAAUAAUAUAGUAAAUGUGCCUUAACGUGUUUUUACUGCAGUCAAAAGGCGAUUAAUAUUAUAUCCUAUCGUCUACCAAACAAAAACGUCAGGCAACCCUUUUUAAACAGGAUAAUAAUUCACAUAAAACUUAUGGUUUCAUUUGGUGUCAUAUUGUAGAGAAAUGAAAGUGAAAGUUGAUGACAGCUUUCCUGACAAGUCAAUUUUGACUUCACGUCGGUCUCUUACUAAGAUGUUCUUUUCUCGGAGCUCGGAAAAUGAGGACGAGAUGAGUUAUUCCUCGCAGACGACUCUAGCCAAUGGGAAACAUUAUGUGUGGCAGCUGUCAGACGGACAACAGUGGCUGCAAAUUGACAAUGACCAUGUGAUCGAGACCCACUACUGCCAACCUGGAGCUAAAGGAAUCACCAUCAACACUAGUCAUGGGUCAGUGUUUAUAGACUUUGAUAAACUGCAGACGCUGAACACAGCUUUAAAGGUUCAGAGACUAAGCUUCCUUCCUCCGGGCCAGACUGAGGACAUAGGCUGGUACUUCAGAGAUGACCAGCUGUGGCGGGAAUAUGGAUCCCAGGGCUUGAGCACUCAGGCCUCCUCAGUCAGCAGUAAAGAUGUGGAGCAUCAGUUCUCUCUAAACCCUCGGGGAACCUUCAGCUUCACAGUGGGCUCUACAAGCUACAGACUCGACUUCUCCACCAUGACCCAAACAAACUGCAUCACGGGCCUGCGCAGGAAUGUCCGCAGACGUCCAAAAUUCACUUCCAACGCAGGGAGCAUUUACUCCGCCUCAGUUCCUCCAGCGGCUUCCUCCUCACAACUCACUGAUGGAGGCUUCAAGUGGGAGUUCAUGGGAGAGGAGGGGGAAUGGACAGAAUACGAUGCAUAUAUAUGUGGCUUCGGCAGCACUGAUAUUGAAACACAAUACCAGCUGAACCCACAGGGCCAGCUACGCUUCAAGAUCAACAGAUUCUCCUAUACACUGGAUUUUACAAGAAUGUGUCAAGUCAACAACAAGAUCGGGACUACAAGAGCCGUGAGGAGGACUGCUGGCAAUGGGAGUGAACAGAACAGCAGAUUUCCACGCUGGCAGUUCAAAGAUAUCGGUGGAAAAUGGAAAGAUUAUUCUAAUGGAAAAUGCAGUAUUUCCAGUCAGGAUAUUGAGCUCCAGUACCAACAAAACCCAUCAGGCACUAUGAAGUUUACCACCAAGAACUUCAGCUAUGAGCUUAACUUCUCAGCCAUGACUCAGAUGAACCUGUCCACUGCGACCACCAGACCAGUUCGAAGACUUAACCAGUGACUCACUGAGACAACAACAGAUAAUGUUGGUUUUACCAAUCAAUCAGGAAAGCCUCUGACCUCACUGCCAGCCUCAGGUUGUAGUACUGUUUCUCAAAUGCAGCCUCCUCUCUGCUGUUUGGACAACCUUACUGUACAUGGCAGUUAUUUAAAGAUUUAAUAUACAAGGUGUGUAGGAAUAUUCUUUACAUUACGAAUGCAGCGCACCUUAUGCUCUUACAAAAGUAUCUGCAGGUUUGUUAUGAAUGCACUUUAACAUAGUAAUAAGUUAUAUUUUUAAAAUUUUCCUCAAUUUUUAAUGCUUAAUGCUGCGCUUCUUUUAACCUUCAACCAAAGGGAUGUUUACCCAUAUUUUAUGUCAAACUGCAAAUGAUCAGUUGAGUAAAUGUUAAAAUGUUCAUUCAAACUGCCUUUUCAUGAGUGCACUUUUCUUAAUCUUUGUUUUUAUUUUUCAACAUGAUACCUCUUUUGACCUAAAACCAAAGGGAAGUUCAGCUUUGAGAUUUCAUGUAUUCCUCUCUGUAUCACGCCAAUUCAGAAAAUCCUCAAAUAUCCAUUAAUGCUGCCAUGUAGUCACUCUUUCUUGUCUAAAUUAAAGCUACUUCUGUUCCAGUGUCUGAA